CUUAGAUAGCUUAGAAUGGCAAAUAAAAAGAAUAGACAGCGAGGUAAUCGUCACACGACCCACGAAACCAACUACUUUUCGUUCGUUCUAGGGAUUCCUAGAAUGCCACAUUUCUGGGAUUUCGGGAAGAGUCCACCGAAGCAACGCAAUCUCCAAGACGGUCUGUUUCAAAUCGCUUCGCAAACUUGUAGUUUGCUUGUUCAAGUUAACAAUACGAAUAAUAUAAGCUAUGGCGAUAAUAGUUCCAACAUUCACCUCAACACUUUGUCUUCGGGAUCGAGAACCAGGACACCAGCUACGGAAACGGGAAGAAGUGGAGAUAGGGAGCAAUUGCUUGUACUUAUACCCCCCACCACAGAGAGAGUCCACAAGUUUAAAGCGCCUGGAUUGCUUGGAAAACCACGAUUGUCGACUGUACUCGAGACUCCUCCUGUACAAAAUGAAGAAGAUUCUGAUAUUUGGAGUCACGGUUUCAUGAUACCUUCUAACACAGAUGAUUCUCCUGAAAGGUGGGGAAGUAAAAACAAAUGGUGCAGACCAUCGUGUAUUCCUAUCUCUAUAAUAUGUAUCCUGAUCUUCCUCGUAGUGUUAUUGCCGCUAUUAGAUCACGCCUCCGAGAAAAGUUUGAACAAUUUGAAUGGUCUUCUAAAAGAUAAUUGCAACAAUACUUGUGGAUUGUCUUUGGUGGAAAGCAUUCCUGAGGGCCUAGUUUAUCCAAACGAUUCAAUCAUAUACCCUUCCACUUUUGAUACAUGGUUAGAUUUGAUAAAUUCAGCGAACGAAUCUAUAGAUAUAGCAUCGCUCUAUUGGACGCUUAGACAGUCUGAAGUCUAUCCGGAUCCGUCAUCGGAACAGGGAGAAAAAAUAUUCCAAUCUCUACUGAAAGCUGGCGCCGAACGGGGCAUAACGAUUCGAAUAGCCCAAAACUCUCCGUCGCAAGCCUUUCCCAACAUCGACACCGAAUUGCUGGUGAAGAGAAAAGCUGCCCAAGUGCGGAGCGUCAACUUUGCCAAAUUGCUGGGAUCCGGUGUUUUGCACACCAAGUUAUGGAUCAUCGAUCAAAAACACGUCUGGGUCGGGAGCGCCAAUAUGGACUGGAGGUCGUUAACGCAGGUCAAGGAAUUGGGGAUUGUUAUUCGUAAUUGCUCUUGUCUUGCCACCGACGUCCAAAAGAUAUUUGAGGUCUAUUGGGCACUAGGAGCAGAUAAUGCCAAGAUACCUCCCCAAUGGCCAGCAAAUCUAUCUACGCAAAUUAAUUCCCAAACACCGCUAGCAUUAGUUUAUAACAACGAAACCUUUCAAACAUAUUUUUCUAGCUCUCCGCCGCCAUUUAACCCGACAGGUCGUACGAACGACAUCCACGCUUUGACGACUGUCAUAAAACAUGCCGAGAAGUUCGUGUAUAUCGCCGUAAUGGACUAUUUUCCGUUGAUGAUAUACACACCCAAAGUAAAGUACUGGCCCGUCAUCGACGAUGCCUUGAAAACCGCUGCGAUAGAACACAAAAUUAAGGUGAGGUUAUUGAUAAGCUGGUGGAACCAUUCCAGACCUGCUGAAGAUAAUUUCUUAAAAUCAUUGGCAAAUAUCAACAACGCUUAUCGCGGUGUUAGCAUUGAAGUGCGCCGUUUUAUCGUUCCCGCCUCGAAAGACCAGCAGAAGAUCCCGUUUGCACGUGUCAACCACAACAAGUACAUGGUCACCGACAAUACGGCGUUCAUCGGAACCUCCAAUUGGUCCGGCGACUACUUCACGGACACGGCGGGUGUGUCGUUCGUCUUGCACGAUCCCGUCUUCGACCGAAACACCAGCCAUACAACGAUACGAAGUCAGCUGCAAGGCGUUUUCGAAAGAGAUUGGAAUUCUCCGUAUGCGCACUAUAUGAAUUUUUCAGAAUACGACGACGGGUAUUAAUGAAUAAGUUUAAAAUCGUAUGGAGAUUUGUAAAAAGACACCAAAUUCUCAACUAUGACCCAAUGUUUCACAGGCCGAAAAAAUUUGACUAAUAUUAGGACCCAGAGAUCAGAAUAUACUUUUCAGAAGGUUUUUGGCAAAUUGGGUCUGGUUUUUGAGAUGUCCUAACCUAAAAGUGCAAAAAUAGCAUUUUUGAGGUUAUGUAUCAUCGUAACAUAAUUUUUCUCCCAGAAAGUUUUAUAACCAUCGACAUACCUGGACUGCGCGCUGCAAUCUAUACGCUGUGAGCUCGUACGUAGAGGGGACAUUUAAAAGUUCAUGAGCGCCAGUAGUGACAAGUCCUUUCCUUUCUUGGAAAUUUGACAUAAAUGUGAUUAAUUUAAAAUUGAAAUUAAAAACAUUAAUUAGAAAAAAUAUUAGUUGGUCAAAGCUGUGGUAUAUAUUUUUACCUUAAAUAUACUUACAUUUUAAAUACUGAAUUUAAGUUUUUUUAAUAUUCCGUAAUAUGUAAUUAUAAAUUAAUCUAUUAAUCUUAGCGCCAUCUACACGAUAGUUGUGAAAGUAUCCGAAGUAAGAAAUUAAUGUUUCAUCAAUAGAACGUCAAAAUAAUUAGCAAAAUCUUUUAAAAAAUCGAUUACAAUUUAUUUACUUUUUUGCGUUGUAAAAAUUACGCGAUAAAAAUUAAAUAACAAAUUAAAAAAUUUCCCGCGAAAGUUUUAAUAUUAGUCCACUAGUUAGCGACACCAGCGAAGCUCAGAGCGUAUAACUGUUCUUCCAGUUAUUAUUAUAUUUCUAUGGUUAUUAUAUUAUAUAUCUAGGUAUUAUAUGUCUAUGGUUAUAGCCAUAUUAAAGCAUAAGUCUCUCUCUUUUAAAUGACUUUGAGUUUACUCAAACAUCUUCUUUUUUCGCUGAGACAUCGCAUUUUAUAGUUUCUUGGUUUAAAAAAACCUACAAACCAUGGAAUUAUAUAGUUUAAUCAAAUAACAAAAAAGCUAAAUGCAGAACUCCCAAACGCAUAAAACCUUAUUACAAGAACCUCAACCUGACAACUCAAAUCAAUUAAGUUUAAGGUGUUAUGCGUAUUAUUUUUAUCAUCAUCAUUCAUCCUCCCCAUCAUGCCUCAACCUCUUACUAUAGGUUUCCUUCAUAUUCUUCCAUUGUUCUCUAUCUUGUUCCUUCUGUAUCCAAUUUCUCACUGUUUUUCUCAAGUCAUUCAUCCAUCUUUUUGGUGGUCUACCUCGGUGUCUUUUAUCUUCUCUAGGUCUCCAUAUCAUAUCUGUUACUUAGUCCUCUCUCUCACUAUCCUAUUUUGGUACCAUAUAUCUUCUUGUUCUCUUCCUAACAUUGCUCCUUCGAUUUUUCAUUGGGUUAUUCUCAAUUUAUUUGCAGAAUGUUUAGUUAAAGUUGUGGUUUCGGAACCGUAUGUAAUUACCGGCAGUAUGCAUUGGUUGUACACUUUUUUCUUCAAGCAAAUCGUAGCGUUCCUUUUAGAAUAUGUCGCAUCUUGUCAAAUGCUGCUCAUCCCAAGCCUAUACGACGCUGGUUCUCACAAGUUUGAUUGUCUUUUCCUAUUCUAAUUUCAUGUCCUAAAUAGAUAGUUAAAAACCUUAUGUUCUUCGUGCCCACCUACUCUCAUAACAUCACUUGGAACUAAUUUGGUCAUGUAUUAUUUUAGGACAGAAAAAAUUAACGGUUUGACAUAACCUCAGAAAUGGCCAUAAACCGCUAUUUUGCACUAUUUUAGGAUAUUAUUUAAGAAACCAGAGCCAAUUUGAAGCUCAGAUUAACAUUCAGCGUGCAAAGCCUCGCCGCUCGUGCGCAGACGCUACGUUGCUACACCGGCUAUCGGAUGACAACAAAGGCGUAGCCCGCUAUGCUCUAGUGGGGGGGGGGGUUCGUUGAGACUUCUUUUUCCACCUUAAUAUAGAUGUUAACUGGGCGCCAGGCAGAUUUGGCCCACGCCUAAAGCAGACUGCAACUCCAAACCUACCUAAUCGUUGCUGUACAAAUCAUGUGUUGUAUGGAACAAAUGAAAUUAAGCGAUACCUCAUGUAUAAAUUAUCUAUUAAAAAUAAAUAAAUAAAUUUAGUACGUAAAUACGCAAUAAUUAACAAAAAAAAAUAAAGUGAACAAAUAUAAUAAUAUUGAACAACCACAACGAUAACCUACCUAGUAACUAGUUGCGACAAAGCAAAUAGGGCUUCCAGCCCUCAAAAUUAACCGAAAAUUAUAAGCGUCGCGUGAGCUCAGGCCACCAGCGUAGAUAAGGGGGUACUGGGGGACAGUACCCCCUAAGAAGCAUUCUAAUAGAAGCAAUAAAAAAUUCAAUCUUAUUCGCUUAAAAACCAAUUUUUAUUACAUUGUCUUUUAAAUUUUAAAAUGUCAACUAUAACGCGACCACAGCCCGCCACUGGUUUCACCAUUACAUCUUUCGCCUAUGUAACCGACGUAAUCGCUCGUUGCGUUACAGCUCAGGUAGUCGGGCCCGGGCCAAGAGAGAACCACUGAACACUGAACAUAUUAUUAUUUCUAUGGAGAGAACAGACAACACUCAGUCACUCAACACUACUCAACAGUCGCGUGUUAGCAGAGUCGAGCAGAAUAUCGUUACUAUUUUCGGUUAUAAUAUAUAUAACCUAUUUUCCUUAUUCUAUUAUCGCGGAGGGAUUGUGUUAAUGAAUACAUUGUAGAAUUAUAAACUGUAAGUGAGUGAAAUACUUUGCAAUUUUGCGUUUGUGUAACACAUAAACCUGGAAAACUACUCAUUCCUACGUAUUCUACCCUACACGACCCACGAGCCACAUCUUAGAUUAGUGUUGUAAGUUGUUGUUAUUUUUUUUUUUAAUUGGAAGUUUAUACGGAGUUUUAUAUCAACAGGUUGUGGAUAUACCUAUAGUUCCCUAAAAAUGAGCAAGCGAAAGAACCAGCCCUCCUUGGAUUAUUUUUUUGUUAAGAAAACUAAACAACCAGAAAUAGAAAUUGAAGCGGGGCCAAGUAAAGAAUUUAUUAUUGAAGCAAUAAAAAACGUUGCAGUUUCGCAGGAAUCGCAAGCCAGUGCCAUUGAAGGAACAGAGAAUCCUGAAGCGGGAAAGUUUGGAGAAGAAGUAGAUAUUGGACAGUAUGUCAACCAAACAAACAUAACCGACCUAGAAAAAGUAAAUAUGCCUGAGCCUCAGGCGCAACCGCUGUAAAACAUAAACCAGUAUAACAAACCGAAAACGCACUAGGUACUACUCACAAAUAAACUAAAAUUAAUAAAGGCUAAUGAACAUAAACGCAUAAAAAAAUAAAUUAAUAAAAAUCCUUACCUUAAUUCUGUAGUGAGGUAUCCAACGAUGUAUCCAAUUCCAAUGAGAAGAAUAACCAGUAACGAAUUAACUACGUGAUCAAACAAUUGCAAACACAACGAAACUAAAAAUUGCAAGAAGAAAUUGGAAGUAAAUGGAAGCAAACGGAAACCCUAAAAGAGAAAAAUAGUAUUAGAAUAUCUCCUUGUAUUUACACCAUCAUGUUUUAUAAAACUAAAUCUAGAACUAAUAAGUUAACCUAAACUGUCAAAAUGACGUCGUCUACUACAGCAACUAAUAAAUUAACAAAAUUAAAAACCAAAAACUGAUUGAAAAUGACGUCAGAGAAAUAAUUCUAUUUUAGUAGCAAUGUCAAAUAAGAAAAAAGAUGAAAACUAAAUUAAUGUAGAUUUCUUCAAAAUGACGUCAGAGCAACGAUUCAAAUUCUAUAUCAACCAAUAAGUAAGAAAACAAUAGAAGAUCUUAUACUAACCUUUGGCCAGAAGGGUUUUCCAGGGGGUACAUACACAAAAAACUCUUCUACUUCCCACAGAGUAUUUCCAACAAUAACUAGGUACUAUCUACCCCUAUCUAUUUUGUGGUUUAAUGCCUAAUAACUGCAAUAGAACAAUAACAACUCUCAGAGAAACGAAUAAAUAAAAAGCUCGGAAAUCAAAAAUGCACGUAUUGCAGUGUUUAAGUAAUCGAAUUAGAAUUAGACAUACCUGAUGUUCUCUUCCUUCAGAAUGGUUUCAGGAAUCGUUACGGCGUAUCUAGAAUGGUGCUUAGAAAAUAUCAUACGGUGUGAACUUGACAACUACACAAAAUGUACCUACAACAACACUACAAUAUGCCAAGUUCAAUUAGCAUAAGUUCAGGCCGAUAUCCCCAAUGAGGGUGAUUUAUCCAAGAUCAGUUGCCUGAAAACUAAUGUUGCAAGUACACACAUAACAAUUUCAUGUUCUUAGUAGAUUCAUAGAACAUACUUUUCAGAAAAAGUAUAUACUAAGAAUAUGCGUAAUUACCAUUGCGAAUGUGCAGAGCACAUACUGAGUAUAUACUACAUUGCAGUACUUAAACGUUCUAUGUAUAUACUUAGAAUGUACUACCGCACUUCUUUUCAGUAUAUACUAAGAAUAUACUUUUUAGAACAUUCCAAGGACGUGCUAUAAACCUUCUAUUUAUAUACUUAGAACGUACUACUGCACAUCUUUGUAUUAGAAGAAUAUAUUUCUAAGGAUAUUCUAAGAAAGUGCUAUCAAGUGCUAUAUUGCUCAGAAGUAUGUUUUCAGCAUCACCUAAUCUCAUCUUGGGUUCAAUGAGAAUGUAGUUAGUACCUAUAUUCUGCAAUAUUACUUAAAAAGUAAGUACAUAUUUAUAAUUUUUAGUUAUCUAUAUAAACUAUUAUAGCUAAACUAAACUUACUAAAUGUAAGUACAUAUUUAUAAAUUUUAGUUAUCUAUAUAAACUAUUAUAUUAUAAUAUUUAGCUAAACUAAACUAUGUAUGAGUAACUAAAAUUUAUAUACUUAUAUGUACUUACUUAUAUGUAUUUAUUAAAUAAUAUUGAGUUACCAAAAUAGAUUAUACCUAUUUUGAAGCACCGCAAACAAAAGAGAUUAUGUAUGUUCUUUAGUCCUAGUACUUUAUUAUCAUUCGUCUUCAUCCUUAACACUGCCACACUGCAUAGAUAGAUACAUAUUUUCGAUUUCAUAUUUUACCGUUGUUUCCUACCCUGAUCCAUUCAGGUAAGAAAUGGUCAGAAUAAGACAAGACGGGGUUAGGGGAUAUGUAUUGUGGAAGUGGAAUAACAACAUCGGUGCACCGGUGAGUGUUGCCAAACGGAGGGAAAUUUCACUUUUUGCGGGAAUUUUCAACAUAAAAGGUGAUAAAGGGAAAAGUUAACUCAAAAGGGAAUUUUUGUUCCAGUCGAAAUUGUAGAAUAUUAAAAAAAAAUCAAAAUAUUUGAAAAUAAUUAAACAUAUCUUCUCAGAUUUUGUAAACUGGAGGGAAUUUUUUUAUAAAGUGGGAAUUUUUAAGGUUGACGGAAAAAGCUUACUCGAUGGUUGGCAACACCAAAGCCUUUGGUUGUGGGUUUUGACAUGCUUUGGUUCUGGAAUGGCCCGUAUCACAGCCUCCCGUAUUGAAUUGAAUGUAUCUAAAUUCAAAUUCCAACGAUGUAAAAAUACUCGUGAUAAACGCGAAAUGGUAAAGUUAUUUCAAUUAUGAAAACGAAUUUUUAAUAAUAAACGUUAAUACAAUUAAUGUUUAAACUUUUUUACCAUACAACAAUUUUCAAAUGAAAUUCGUCCAAUACUACCUACACCUACAUACAAAAAUUUUAUUAAUUAUUCUAAAAUAUAACGAAGUUGAUAAUCUAUAAGGCUAAUAUUAUACUUCCUAUACAUACAUAUUAUUUUUAAGAUAUUUUAAAAGUAUCUACUUAUAAGUAUGUGUUAAGAAUGUACUUAUAAGUAUGUGCUAAGCAUAUUCGAUAAAAGUAUAUUCUAAGAAUAAACUUUUACGAAUAUUCCGAGUUACUACGUACACGAGUGUACUCAGUAUAUUCGGUACGAGAAUAUACUUUAAAGUAUAUGCAAAGAACAUGAAAUUUAGAAUGUUUUUUAAGGUACUUGCUAUGCUUGUACUACGCAUACACUAAAAAGAAUAUACUCCGACGAAUGUUGGUAGUAUAUGCUUAGAACAUGAUACGAACAUCAUUGUUAUGUGGGUAGCACCUCAAUUUUAGAAUUCGACGACUGUCAAGGUGACGGACGUACCGUAACGUAUCCAUGACAACUCUUGCCAAAUUCAAAGUCUGCUAUCUAUUCGAUUAUUUAUUUAAGACAAUAGGAGAAAUGUGGGAAACGAUAUGAAAGAGUGGAAUAAUUUUAUUAAUAAAAAUAAUAUAUAGAUGAUUGAAUUUUUAAAACGUAACAAGCGCGCCAAAAACCUUUGGAAAAGUACACAUACUCUGUUUUGUGUGAGUCUCAUGUUUGCCGGCCUGUGUUAUUUAAGUUAUUUUAUUUAAGUGAUUCAAAUCUAUAAUGGUCGAUUAAUACACAUUCAAACUUCAGUAUAUAAUUGAACUACUAAAUUUAACUACGUUUUCUGCAAUGGUUCUUGAGACUAUGACUCCGCUGAAGCGAAUCACCAAUUGCGAAACUUCCCAGUGAACCAGUUCUGCGGAGUCGAUGGAAUGAUCCUAACAGACUAUCACUCUGUGCAAGCAAUAUUCGUAACAAUCAUCAUAGGGGAUUUAUUUUAGUUUUAUAUAGAUUACGUGUAAAUAAUAAUAAUAGGAGACCUGCAAACUGUUACUUUGUAAUUUUUGAUAAUCCUUUUUCAUUUUUACAUGGUUUAUAAUGCUUCAGUUAAUGUUGUUUGAUAAAUAUACGGUACAAGAAUUUUUCUCUCUUAAAAUGGCAACAUCGUGUCCUAAAAAGAAGUAUAGGUUAGAGGUGGGAUACAAUUUUAUAAACAGUUAUUUGGAAUUCAUAAUUUAAUUUUAAUGCUAAUGAAUCAAACAAUUCAAAUGAUAGCAAUACUGGGGCGGUACGGAAAGUUAGCUAUUUAUUUUACAGAUUUUUGUAUAAACAAAGAUAUUCUAUAUCGAUGAUUGCGUUGGUUCACCACUUUAUGUCUUCUGAAUCAAAACCGUUAAAUAUUUCUGGCUAUUGACUUUUGGGAUAUCAGAAUAUAAGGCUGUACUUGAGAGAAAAAUUCGUGUACUAUAUCAUCUUUUAUUAAUUAAACGUGGAAAAUUGUCGGAAUAUAAAAAAAAUAGUGAUAUAUAGGUAUAUUGUGUACCUAAUUCUACUUAAGGAUGUAAUUUUUACGUUAUUGUAGGUAAUUUUUAGAGAAUUGUUAUACAAACUACUCAAUUCGAUCAAUUAACAUAUUACUUUGCUCAUGAUUAAAUUAGAUUGUGAUAUCGCCAGUGCACUUUAAAAUCUUUUAUCUUCUUUAAUUUUAUCUUAAAUCUUCUAUUCUAUUAUAUACAGUGCAUUAAUUUUUCAAUUGGGAAUAUGGUAUAUAGUGCUAAAUGCUACGUUGUUGGUGGAAUAGAUCAGCCUCCUGACACUGCAUACCUAAUCCUUCAAUUAGCGCACUGUAUAUUGUUUUGUAUAUUUCGCUACAACGUGAUUAUAGAUGCAACGAUUAAAUCGACUAAUAUAUCAACAAAUAUUUGUGGUAUUUUGGGGUUUAGUCGUAUUAAAAAUUACGAAAAUAUUUCGGAAAAUCGUUCGUAGUUCCGAGAAAAUUAAUUGUUUGAGGGGAAAAGAGUUCCCUUCAAAAAUAGAUUCCCUAAUAUAUUUUUUGGUGUGGUAUGUAGUUCGUUUAGACGUUUGAUGACGUUACGUUUUGACGAAAACUUGUAAUAUGACAUAUUUGCGGUGACGUCAUGAAGUCUAAUUUGGAGGUUAUGAUCACGUCUGGAUUCAAAUACCAACCGAAAAGGCAUAAUAUUUGAAAAGCAGUGCAUUUUCAGCUAUUUUUGAGUUUAUUUAUUGUAAGAAUUAGGAAAUAAUUUCGAAAAAUCAUUUUAGUUUGCCAACAAAAAAUGCCUUAUGGUUCGUAGACGCGCCCAAACUUUGACAUAACCUCAAAAAAUACAUUGUGACGUCACACUUUGGAAUACGUCACCUGUUGUCAGUAAUUUUUUAGGUAAAUUGUUGGUACCUACUGUAGUUAUGGGUGAAAGGGAGCUCGUUCUUGAAUGAUUUAUUGUUGAUUUCAGAUUCCAUUAACAAAAUAUCUUCGUGACACCUUCAUGAUGCACCAACACGUCAUAUGUUCAUAGUGCAGGUCACUUGAAAAUAACUAUUUUGUAUAUUUUGAUAGGAUAUAUUUAUAUAUGUAUUUGAUAUAGGUAGUGUGUAAAUAACACGAAUUGUAAGUUUUUUAUAUGUGUGCCUUAAUGUAAAUGCUUUGACACUGUAAAUUAUUUAAUUUGUUUGUAUGCUUGGUACAAUAUAAACACCGCUGCACAUAAUUAUCUAAUAAAACAAAGAUAUAUAGUAAAUAAUAAAAACAAAUCUAAAGUGUCAACACCGCAACUGUCAAAUAAGUGUUACCAAUUUAUGCCAAAAUGUCACCUUCGUUCGAUUGCAGUUAAAGUGUGAUCCGGACAAGUGUGUUUCAUAAAGAUGCUUUAUAAUUCACUUAUACAAAUUAAAUGAGACGAGAUAUGAUGUAUUUAUUUACGUUUACAUUAAUAGAAAUAUUCAAAUAUUAUUUCUACGCGUUUAUAAUAAAAUAUAUAGUGGCUGUAAUUCCAGUGAACUUGGCUAAACGAUUCUAAAAAGAAACAGACCCCGGCGACUUAAACAUUUUGUGUUAGUAUCAUGUUACGUCCCCGGAUGACGUGCAAUGGUAUUUAUACUGUACGAACCAUACUUUGGGGCCUUUGUGUAGUCCUAAUGUGAUAUAUAUUUAAGUGCCUUGAUUUUGAAUUACCAAAAACAAAAAGUUCUGUUCCAUGUUUAUUUUUGUAGCUUUUCAAGAUCCGUUAUGACUUUUGUCACAUUCUUCCUUUCAGGAUAUUUUGUCGUUUUAAUUUCUUCUCUAUACUAAAUUUACAAUCAAGAUGCAGUAGAAAUAAACAAACUAAGACACGUUAAAUGCUACUAGGAGCACUCCUGAAUCGUAAUUUACAAUGUAUGAUUAUGCUCUUUAUUUUCUCUCUGUUAACCCUCCGUUAGUCGCUAUCGGUGUCACACACCGACGACAGAAUUAUUUAUUCGGGAUUUACAACAUAACUGGUUUUUUCUAUCGCCACUUUCUGUACCUCUUCCUAUCAACUAACCUCGUGUUAGUAUACAUUCUUACCUACUUGGGUACAGUUGUGCGAGUUUUAUAGCUAUUUUCGGUGCAAGACUCCGUAGCGACUAACGAUGUGGUUAUUUCGAUGUGAUUAUUGGCGUAACUUGCAGUUCAGGUAAAGAUUUAGCAUCUUAUUAUUGCAUUUUAUCGGUAAGUUUUGGUCAAAUCUUAUUUAGAGAUGUCCUUUGAAGCCGAACAAAAACGUUUUGCAAUUGUGGGAAAUGGUUCCUAGCGAAUAUUUUUAUAUUACAAAUAACAAUAUGUAUAUUGUUAUACUAGGGUUUUUCAUUUUAUAUCUAUUGUUUUUCAAUAAAACAUUUUCAAAAAUAUUUUUCAGUCAUUCUUAUAUACAAUAUAAAAUAUUUUGUUUGAAUUUUAUAGCAAUAACUAUUUUUUUUAAUUGUCGGUCUCUGACACCGUAGCGACUCUUGAUGCUCCGUUUAUCCUAGCGACUAACGGAGGGUUAAGAGAUUGAUCAGCAUCUUAUUAAUUCGAUUAAUUAAUUAAUUAUUUUAAUUACUAUUCAUGGAAACAAAACCAAAAUUUAAUAAAACUUUCCAAUAAAAUUUAUUCUCAGGGCUAAUUGAUUUUAAAGUAUUACCUUUAGUUUGUGGCUUCUAGUAUUUCUCGUUGCUCACUUCAUCCAGGACAAAACAAGGAAAAUAAAUGUACUCAAAAUCAUGUAAAUUCUACAAAUAUUAUUUAUUUAUAUGCUAUACCAUAAAUAUACGAUUCCAAAUGUAUGCUAAAACUCAAUUUUGUUGUAAAAAUUUCUGAUCUAAUAAAUUAAUCUUUUUCUACUAUCUCCUCUUUUUAACAAAUUUUCCUUUAAAAGAUUCGGUAGACUGUUCUUAUUAUUAUAAAAAUAAAACAAAUUUUAAUGUUCACCUUUUUAAAUAGAUUACUUAUAUCUUCUAUGAAUUUAUGAAUGAAUGAAUUAUCCUGUAAAAUUAUUAAAUUAAAACAAAUAUGGUAUGUAAUAUAAAACAACUCACUCCAUUUUACAAAUAAUCUGACUAAUCUUUUUUAUCUUCUAUACUUCUUAUCAUGGAUUGUGUUGUCCUCGGUUCCCCCACACGUGCUCCUUCGGAUGCUGCGACUGUCCUUCUCCUUCAAACUGUUUCACAAACAAAAACAGCACUCGCUCGAAUUCUCUCCUCAAUUAAAUCUCUGACUCGAUACAAACAAUAUCAAUCUUUAUACUUCCAAGAUUUUUUUUCUCAGCUCGAUAUCUUGUGCAAAAUUGAUAAAAACCGGCUACUCCUUCCAGACAGAAACUGGAAUCUAUUCGGACACGAGAUUUUACUUCUCGACUCGAUCACGAAUUCGUCUCAACAGAAAUCUGCUUAUACGGCCACCAAAUUAACCACUUCACACAUAAUUACUACUUUCUGAACUGGACUGCUCUCUUUAGAUCUUAAUUACACAGUAAAUAUUUUUCCUUCAUCCAUCUCAGACUCGAACACUCUACUCUCCUCCAUCAGUCUUCUCGCCAAUCACAAGCAUUCUCUCUACACAUUACAUCCCUACUUUCUUUUCUUAAAAACAAUAAAUAGUGUUGUAUACAAAUUUUCCAUCUUGUAGAAUUCCAGGAGAUACCAAAAUUAAUUUUUGUCUUACAUGCUAGAAAAAACCCUAUAUUCUAAAACUAAACAGUUUUGUUUAUUACCGUCUUUACUUUCUAGGAAGCAUUUAGAAUUGUUCUAUUGUUCACGUCAAACGCAAAUACAUCCACUUUCUAAAACCGAUCGUAAUUUAGUUCUAUUGUUCUUGAAUUGUUAAGUCCGCUCGUAGAAUCUUAAUCACUGAUCUUUUUCACUUUCCACGAAACACUGCUUACGACUAAAAAUAUAUUAUUUACAAAUUUUAGCCAUAUACAAGGCGAUGAAACUACGAUCUCGUGGUCUUAGACAUAAAAUUAAUUUUCUGAAUUCUUUCCAUAAAAUUAUAUAACAGUAUUGUUAGAAUUGUUUUUUUUAAAGAAAUUCAAAAAAAUUAAAUUUAUAUCAAUAGACCAUAAGACCAUAGUUUUUCAUCACCCUGUAUAUGACCAAAAUUGUAUAGAAUUUAAUUUUGCUAUUAAACAAGUGUUUCGGAAAAAUGAAAACGAUUAGUGAUAAUGAUUCGACGAAAUGGACGGGACAUUAACAAACAAUUCGGUGAUUAGAAAGUGGACAGAGCGUUGACGGGAACAAUGACGUUUUUAAGAUCUUUCCGGGAAGGUUUUUAAUUUGGUAAACAAAUUGUAUUUUUUUUAGAUGUAAAAGUAGAAAGUAGAAAAGAACUAAUUAUAUUUCUUGAAAUUUGACAAAUUGGAAAAGUUAUGUGGAAGAAUAUUUGGUUUCUCAAGAAAUAAAUGGUUUGAGAGAGGUUGUUGUUGAUUGGAUGGAAAAUAUCGGGAGUAGGGAUAAUGAAUGUUGGAGUCUGGAUUUGAGAGAGAAAUAAGGGGUACUGUGUAAGGAACAUCGAUAGAAGGCAGUCGAGUUUUUAAAAGUGUGUAAUCAGUGUAGAGUGGUGUGAUCAGCCUUUGCGAGCAGAAUCAAGUUGAAACCAAAUUGUCGACCGGUUGAAGAGUUAAUUUUCCUGGUCCGAGGGAGAUUCCUUUGUUUUGUCUAGAACGAGUAGCUGAUUAUUAUCCUUUGGUGCACAAGAUAUCGAGCAAGGAAAACUGAAUAAUAGAAUUCGAGCAAGUCCUGUGUGUUUUUCUUGAAAGCAGUUUUGACGUGAGGGACUUUCUCGCAACAUCCAGAGAGUACGUGUUAGGAGAAUCAAGGACGGCGCAAUCCAGAAAACGAGGAAGUGAAGAAACAAAAAGGUUAGUGAAAUCAUUUGUCGGAAUGGAGAAAAUUUGUGUAUAUCAAAACCAUAUUUGUUCAUUUGUUAAUUGAACAUUUUUUUAACGCAGUUAGUCAUCUCAAAUUUGAGAAAUCAAUUCAAAAGAAGAAAAGUAAAAUUCAUUAAAUUUAGUAGGAGUAAAUAAUAAAUUAAUUAAAUAAUUUUUGAAGUUAUACUUCUUUACCGGCGAUAGAGGGUGAUUUCUUUUAUAUGUUAAAACCUAUCAGCCCGGCGCAUGCGCAUUAUAACUUUGUUCUGAUUGGAUGUUCAAAUGACAUGUCAAAAAUUAUCCGAUAUGGCAGCUGUGGUUUGGAGGUAAAGGUAAACAAAUGUAUAAUAUAUUAGUUUUAUUGUCGUGAGGACAGAAACAAAAAAGUUUAUAAUAUUGUAGUGACUUUUAUAUAGUUUUUAAAAGCAACAGGUACGUAAUAAUUGUUAAUGUAUCAUGGGUAUAAACCUACCUAUUUGAUCUGCCAAAAUACAUAGUAUGUAAUACUUUUAUUUAUAUAAUUUGAUUACCAUCAAAAUUUCUAUCAAUAUUCACCUAAUAUAUUGUUUUUUUUUACUCUAUGUUUUGUUGUAUUUUUUCAAUUCUAAAUCAUUUCAAUUCAAAAUUAAAAUAAUUUGAUCAAUUUUCAAAAUACAUAUCAAAAUAUCACAAGUUUAAUCCGUUUAGUUAGUCGAUCUUCGUAAAUAAUGACACAUAGUGUCCGUGGCUAAGCGGAGAAGGCGAAUGAAUUCCAAUACCCCGCUCUUAUCAGCGCUGGUUCGAGUCCCAACAGAAACUUUCUUUUUUGUUUUUUUUAAUACAUUUUAUGAUUGUAAGUAUAUUUAUUAUAUAAUUGUAUUUUCAGAAAAUACGUAUUUAGUUAAAAAAAUUUUCGACAAUUAAUGUUCAGACAUCAUUUGUGGCUUGUUUAAUGUGUUUGUGUGUGUUUUAUUCUUUUAUUAUUUUAAUUUUUGGCACUGUUCUAAUAAAAAUGUUUGAGAAGUAGUAAGUAUAAAUUAGUUUAAUAUUUAAACAAAAUAUAAAUAAUAAGUAUAUUAAUUUCGUUUAAAUCAUAUAAUAGAAGUAUAACUUCUUACGUGCGUACAAAGUACACACACAUUCUUUUUUUUUUGUCAAAACAAGGAGAUAUCAGAGUUAUCAGAUAUCAGAUAAGUUAGAAAUUGUUGCAACAAAGUUAAAUUUUAGUAUUUUUUGAAUCAUAUGUACACGGCUUAUUUGAUAAAAACAAUAGAUUACAUUUAUAUGAUUUUGAGUGUUUUCAAUUUCCCUGUUUCCACCCUGGAAGAAGUAAGCAACUAGAAAUACUAGAAGCCACAGAUCACAGGUAUUGUACCAAAUACAAAAUUAGCCCUGAGAAUAAAAUUGAUUGGAAAAUUUAAUUUGAAUUUAGUUUUGUUUUUACAUAGGCAGUGAAUAAAAUAAUUGAAUAAUCAAUUAAAUUAAGAAUUUGCUAAUCAAUCUAAAUAAAUAGAUAAAGUAGAGCAUAACAAUACAUUGUAAAUCCCAAAUCAUGAUUUCAAAAUUAUGAUUCGGGAGUGCAUUAACGUAUUUACUCUUAGUAGCAUUUAACGUAUAUUGGUUUAUUUAUUUCUACUGCAUCUUGACUGUACAUUUACUAUAGCUAUGUCUGCUUCUUCUUUCAAUGUCCAAAUAUCGUUGAAACGUUGCAAAAAGUCUGUUGAACUGAAGAUAGACUAUAUUAUUGAGAAGUAAAUGCAAAUUUAAAACAGAAACAGAUUCCAGAAACGUCCCUUUUGUUUUUUUUUAAUAGUUUGCAAUGUAUUUGCACAAGAGUUGGUAAUUUUAAGGCCUUUGUAAAAACGAAGAAAUGUUCAAACGAUAAUAAAUAAAAAUAAUUUCAGUAAA
This is a messenger RNA of Diabrotica virgifera virgifera (western corn rootworm), 15734 nucleotides long. RefSeq names its product 5'-3' exonuclease PLD3-like. The record is from RefSeq and is a predicted model, not a curated record. Bases 16 to 1911 code for a protein of 631 amino acids. The transcript is spliced from 10 exons. Gene Ontology annotation, molecular function: catalytic activity. Lineage: Eukaryota; Metazoa; Arthropoda; Insecta; Coleoptera; Chrysomelidae.